GCCAUGGCGGCGGCGUUCAAAACUGUAGAACCUUUGGAAUAUUACAGGAGGUUUUUGAAAGAGAACUGUCGGCCUGAUGGAAGAGAGUUAGGUGAAUUUCGGACAACCACUGUCAACAUAGGUUCAAUUACAACUGCAGAUGGUUCUGCCCUGGUGAAGUUAGGAAAUACCACGGUGAUUUGUGGAGUAAAAGCGGAACUUGCUGCACCUGCAGUGGAUUCUGCUAAUAAGGGAUAUAUUGUUCCAAAUGUAGAGCUGCCAUCCCUCUGUGCAGAGAGGUUUCGCUCUGGACCACCUGGUGAAGAAGCUCAAGCAGCGAGCCAGUUCAUUGCAGAUGUGAUUGAAAAUUCACAGAUGAUAGUGAAAGAAGAUCUGUGUAUUGCCAAUGGCAAGCUUGCUUGGGUUUUAUACUGUGAUAUCAUAUGUCUGGACUAUGAUGGAAACCUUCUGGAUGCCAGUGUCUUUGCUUUGUUGGCAGCAUUAAAAAACGUGCAAUUGCCGUUGGUUACGAUAAAUGAAGAAACUGGUUUAUCAGAAGUUAAUUUCAAACAGAAGAACCCUUUGAUUAUCAGAAAGCAUCCGGUUGCCACAUCAUUUGCUAUAUUUGAUGACACAUUACUCAUUGUUGAUCCAACUGCUGAAGAAGAAGAUUUAGCAACUGGAACAGUAACCAUUGUAACUGACGAAGAAGGCAGACUGUGUUCUGUCCAUAAACCAGGUAUUUUUAAAUUUACUACAAAGAAACCUAUGCAGAUGAUGAUGUUGGGUCAAGAAAAGAUUAUACACCAGGUUUGCUUUGUGAGAUGUGGGUGCUUUAUGGUAACAGUGUCUGCUUGAAUCAUCAUUAGAUUACACACUCUUGAAAGGAGCUUUAAGAUGGUGGCAUGACUAAAGUUCAAAAAGCAGUCACAGCAGAGGACAAAUUCUGGGCAUGUCUCCGUUACAAUUCCUGUUUGUUUCCUUCAUCUUUGCCUGAAGCUAGGGCUGGGAAAGCUAUGUGCUCCCCAGGUGAACGGUGCUGGUAAUGACAGUUGGUGUAUCAAAUUUGGAAAUCAUAGUUAGAUACAUGUAACUGAAAUAUAAAUAGAAAAUCAAAUUGUUCCUUUCAAUGUUUAGGUGGAAGUCCCCUUACAGGAGCCAAGCUUCAGGACUGUAUCAGCAGAGCAAUUACAAGACACAAAGAAGUAAAGAAGCUGAUAGACAAAGUAAUAAAAAGUAUAACACCCAAGUGAACAAAAAGAGAGCUCUUUUCAA
Cinclus cinclus is the source of this 1254-nucleotide messenger RNA. It is a transcript of the gene EXOSC8, whose product is annotated as exosome component 8. The record is from RefSeq and is a predicted model, not a curated record. Lineage: Eukaryota; Metazoa; Chordata; Aves; Passeriformes; Cinclidae. Gene Ontology annotation, cellular component: nuclear exosome (RNase complex); cytoplasmic exosome (RNase complex). Gene Ontology annotation, biological process: nuclear polyadenylation-dependent mRNA catabolic process; U1 snRNA 3'-end processing; nuclear polyadenylation-dependent rRNA catabolic process. Bases 4 to 837 code for a protein of 277 amino acids. The transcript has 10 exons.